AUGGUUCAGUUAAGCAAGAUGGCAAUUGUUCUAGUAAUUGUUGUUGCUGCAGCAGCAAUAUUUCAAAGCACAGAAGCUGCAGAUCACACAGUAGGGGGAUCCACUGGUUGGAUAAGCUCUCCUUCUGGUGGCGCUUCCUUCUACUCCAACUGGGCUUCCAGUAUCACCUUCAAAGAAAAUGAUGUCCUAGUGUUCAAUUUCGCUACCGGAAGCCACACUGUGGCAGAGAUUACUAAGACAAACUUUGACAGUUGCAACAUGAAUCAAAACAUCCAAGUCUUGGUAACAUCACCGGCUAGAUUCACUCUCAAUCGUACAGGUGAAUUCUACUUCGCAUGCAGCAUCUCAGGACAUUGCAACAGUGGCCAAAAGCUAAGUGUUAAAGUCACAGGCUCUUCACCUGCACCAGGAAAAGCUCCAUCUCCCGCUCAUUCUCCUUCUUCUCCUCGUCCUCCUGUGUCUGGAACCACCCCUCCUCCAUCUUCCAACGAAGGAGCACCACCUCCAGCAUCCCCAUCUGAGCCAGGUGCAACACCUCCUCCAUCACCUAGCUCCGCCACCUCUCUUGCUGCUGCUACUUUCUCGCUUCUUCUCACCAUCACUGUCUCAAACUUACUGUUUUAG
This is a messenger RNA of Gastrolobium bilobum, 624 nucleotides long. RefSeq names its product umecyanin-like. The transcript has 2 exons. Lineage: Eukaryota; Viridiplantae; Streptophyta; Magnoliopsida; Fabales; Fabaceae. Gene Ontology annotation, molecular function: electron transfer activity. Gene Ontology annotation, cellular component: plasma membrane. The record is from RefSeq and is a predicted model, not a curated record. Bases 1 to 624 code for a protein of 207 amino acids.